Messenger RNA from Cherax quadricarinatus, 5299 nucleotides. It is a transcript of the gene HGTX, whose product is annotated as HGTX homeodomain transcription factor. Gene Ontology annotation, cellular component: nucleus. Gene Ontology annotation, molecular function: DNA-binding transcription factor activity, RNA polymerase II-specific; RNA polymerase II cis-regulatory region sequence-specific DNA binding. The record is from RefSeq and is a predicted model, not a curated record. Lineage: Eukaryota; Metazoa; Arthropoda; Malacostraca; Decapoda; Parastacidae. Gene Ontology annotation, biological process: regulation of transcription by RNA polymerase II; cell differentiation.
ACUGGUAGUCAAGUGAGCAGUUAGCGACAUUAUCGGGCCGCGAGUACUACAUUAGUGAUCGCUGCGACAGUCAGUAUCCACAGCUCGUAGCGCACGGCAACACGCCACCCACCUCACCCAACCCACAACACAAACACUCACUAUCAACUCUCUCUCUCUGCCGGAGAAUCAGUCGAGAUUUGAUCACCAAACUUUGGGUAAACUUGGGUCAGGAGUGAGUGUUUCGGGACUCUGGUCAAGGAAGACAUUCUGACUGUUAGUGGGAGUGAAAGUUGGGUGUUGGGCGUUGCUCUGAGGGCUCACCAGCGGUACACGGGGCGCUGGCGGCAGUUCAACUCCUGUCGCCACAAGUUUCUAAGUGAGUUUUCUAGGACUUUGAGUGGCAUGCUGGAGCUGAACCAGCCACCGUCGUCGACUAGCGCGGGCGGCAUGUUGUCCUUCUUAUCUAACAUGGACAACCGCGGCGGUCUGGUGUUAAACCCGCCGCUAGCUGCACUACACACCAUGACAGAUAUGAAGUCCUUAUAUUCGCAGCAGUCCGUAAAGUCUCUCUCGCCGCAGUCGCCGCCGCAGCUCUCCCCGCAAGGACUGUCGCCGCAAGAGCUUGCGGCGUCGUACGCGUCAGCGGUCACUACAGCGAACUCAGCCACCACCACACUGGCCACUCCACACAACAUAGAAAACAUCCUCAACCGGCCGAGUCCGCUAGUUACCACCUCCACGGGCCUGUGUACGGUAGGCCAGAUGGGUGGCAUGUCCAGCCUAGGCCGACUCGGCGGCUCCAUGGGCCUCUACAGCGGCCUGGCCGGCAAAAUGGCAGACCUGACCCGGCCACCCUCCAUUUACUGGCCGGGCGUGCAAGGAAUGUUGCAGAACCCGCUCUUCUGGCGCGAGAGGAUACAGUCCAGUCACGGUCUGCCGGGCAUGACCAUGGACAAAGAUGGCAAGAAGAAGCACACUCGACCCACCUUCAGCGGGCAGCAGAUCUUCGCCUUGGAGAAGACUUUCGAGCAGACUAAAUACCUGGCGGGUCCCGAGCGGGCCAAGCUGGCCUACGCUCUGGGCAUGACAGAGUCUCAAGUCAAGGUGUGGUUCCAAAACCGACGCACAAAAUGGCGGAAGCGGCACGCGGCGGAGAUGGCCACAGCCAAGCGGAAGCAAGAAGAAGCUGUAGAUGGCUACGGCGACGAGGACCAAGACGACGAGGAAGAACAAUCAGAGUCGAAGAGGGUGAAGCACAGCCUGGAGGAGCAGCAGCAGGAGGCAGCCGGACCUCAGCAGCAGCAACAACAACCACAACCGGCCCCCACGCACCUUCCCGCCAUCCCUGGUCACUCCGUCUUGUCCCUGGACCCGCUGGAGUGUACUCCAUCACGGGACCUGCAGCCAGACAUGCAGUGAACCCGUGCGUGUCCUGACGCCCAAGGAGCCCUCUUAUAGCUUCAUCCCUUCUUGUGUAAAACCUCAAGCUCUGCGUUCAGCUCUUCCCGAUUUUGUGUCUUCUGUAAGAUCCACGAGCUAAUGCAGCGUGCGCCGUGCCACAAGCUACGUAUCCUCGUAGUCCACACUCCUCACCCUUUUACACUCUUCACCCUUCCACACUUCUCACCCUGCCAUACCUUUACCCUUUCAUACUCCACACUCCUCACCCUUUCCGCUCUCCACAUUCCUUACCCUUCCAUUCACCACAUUCCUCACCCUUCCACUCUCCACAUUCCUCACCCUUCCAAUUUUUUGACCCCUUACUCUUCCAACCUUCAGAUCUCUUAUUUUUCAAUUGUUCAAACUCCUCGGUAAUCCAUUUUCCAGACUCCUCAACCAUCCAUUCUCCAGACUCCUCAGCCAUCCAUUCUCCAGACUCCUCAGCCAUCCAUUCUUCAGAUUCCUCAACUAUUUAUUCUCCAGACUCCUCAGCCAUCUAUUCUCCAGACUACUCAGCCAUCCAUUCUCCAGACUCCUCAGCCAUCCAUUCUCCAGACUACUCAGCCAUCCAUUCUCCAGACUCCUCAGCCAUCCAUUCUCCAGACUCCUCAGCCAUCCAUUCUCCAGACUCCUCAGCCAUCCAUUCUCCAGACUACUCAACCAUCCAUUUUCCAGACUCCUCAACAAUCCAUUCUUCGGAAUCCUCAACCAUCCACUUUCCAAACCCCUGAGCCAUCCAUUCUCCAGGCUCCUCAACCUUCCAAUUUCCAGUUUCCUGUCCUAAUUCCCAAUAACCGUGUCCUGGUAGCCUCCUCCACUCCCCCAUCUCCCUCACUCCACCACGGUGGCUGGGAUGAUCUCCCAAACUUGGAAAACAAGCAGGUAUUGCUGAGUGGCGAAGGUGACGUGCCAGAGGGGGUGGAGAGUGCACUCUGGUGGCGAAGGCAGUGGCGGCGGCGGCGAUACUGGUGGUGGUGACGGUGAUGAUGAAAGUGGUGGUGGUGGUGAAGACAGUGGUGGUGGUGGUGGUGGUGGUGGGAUUUGAACAUCCCCUCCCCCUUCCCCUUCCCCCACCUCGCGUAUCGCUUCACCCUCUACGCACCGGAGAGAAAAAACGCGCUUGUAAACAGGGCACGUGAAUGCACCGUGUGAAACAACGGAGUUCUUUAAGGUUCAAAGUCAGAUAAGUGGCGGAUUUUAUAAGUAUACGUAAAAUUUAAACAUUCAACACGUACUGAAAUAUGUUAUUACAUCACAUUCAUUCCUCCAAUCUUUCUCUGUGAAUCAAUACUCGCAAAUCGAGCUUUACUAUAUAUAAAUAUAUAUAUUUGUGAUAUAUUUCAAGAAAAAAUAUAUCCAGUACCUCUCCAUAAAUCAAACUAUAUUCUCUUGGCAAUCUGUGUCGAUCAAGAAAUGAGAAGUAUUGUAAGCUGGAGACCUGGUCUAAGACCGUGUUACUGGGGGUGAUGACCUCUCCCAGGGAGAACACUCUGGUCAUUUCACUGACCAGGUUCACGUAACCACUAGUUUCUCCCAGUGGUUACACCCAGUGGUUGGACCAAGACUUCAACAUCUGUCUCGCUUAGACUUCACGAUAACAAUGUAUUGUAGAUAAGAAAAAAAUGUGUAAAGCCACAGAUAAAUGCUGCUUCUUCAAGAAAGACUGUCUCUGACCACACUCGCGGAUAACUGUGUCAGCCGUGAACGACACAGCCACACAACCACAAGUGAAACUCAACCCUCAGGCUGAUACCAGAACAAAUCUCACACUUGUCUUAUUGCUAUACAGUGUGAGGUUGUACAGAUGACUCAAACAUGACUCUGGUCCAGUGACGUUGGUCCCCUGACUCUGAUCUAGUGACCCUGGUCCCGUGACUCUGAUCCAGUGACGGUGGUCCCUUGACUCUGAUCUAGUGACCCCUGGUCCCGUGACUGGUCCAGUGACGCUGGUCCCUUGACUGAUCUAGUGGCCCUGGUCCCGUGACUCUGGUCUAGUGACGGUGGUCCCUUGACUCUGAUCUAGUGACCCUGGUCCCGUGACUGGUCCAGUGACGCUGGUCCCUUGGCUCUGAUCUAGUGACCCUGGUCCCGUGACUGGUUCAAUGACGCUGGUCACGUGACUCUGCUCCAGUGACGCUGGUCCCUUGACUCUGGUCCAGUGACUCCGGUCCCGUGACUCUGGUCCCGUGACUGGUCCAGUGACGCUGGUCCCGUGACUCUGGUCCAGUGACGCUGGUCCCGUGACUCUGAUCCAGUGACGCUAGUCCCGUGACUGUUGUGGUGAUCCGAACAUAAAUUUUGCCAAAAUCACGACUAAAAAUCAUGAUUUUGGUCCCGUGACUCACACACAACUGGUUCCAUCACUUAAAUAUAACUGGUUCCACGACUGGAACAUAACUGGUUCCAUGACUGAAAUAUAACUGGUUCCAUGACUGAAACAUAACUGGUUCUAUGACUGAAACAUAACUGGCUCCAUGACUGAAAGAACUGGUUCCAUGACUCAAACAUAAUUGGUUCCAUGACUCAAACAUAACUGAUCCCGAAAAUCAACCUUCGUGUUUCACUUCUGGUUCUGUUAUUAAUAACGCUCGAAUUCGUCCAGGACAAUAAAAUAUAAUCUUGUCUUUUUCUGUUAAACAAUUACUGUUGAGGUGCGCAGUGUGGAACGUGUGAGUGAGAAACAUCCCAUUGGGACUUUUUCCACCAACCAAGAAGUGUUGUGACCUUAGAUGUGGACACGAGGAGCUGUGUUCAGAGGUCCAGCAGACCCUGCUGACGCAGGUCACAGGAAGGACUGGCAGCCUCCUGAACUACCUCGUACUUCCCAGAGCUGGUCACACUUGUUUCACUGAGUUGUUACACAUGCCAUGUAAAAAUCACCUUCAUUGGCCUGGUUUCUGGAGAUACACUCGCGUAAUGAGCCAUUUCUUGAGCAACAAUGGAGUGUAAUCAUUGUGUAUACUUCAGUUUCAUUCAUAAUACAUGUUACACUUACACUUUUCAAUGACAAUUCUCAAGAAAUGAGUGUAAUUUCAGAAUACCGGUAUCUAUUUCAUUCCUUUGUAUCAUCAAGUAAAAUACAUGCAUUUGUUAAGGAUAGGACGGUCUAACCACCGUCCUAUAUGAUACUGCUGUCCUAGGAUAACAAACCUUAUACCGUGGAUACUAGUCCAAUUUGAUGUGAAUGCUAAAAUCCUCUAGCAUAUAGUGUUAGACAUUGUGUGUAUUUUGUACAUAGCUUAGAUUUAAGAAGUGUUGAUAUAUAAUUUGUUUAAUAUUUGCUUUCAUUUUUUAACAUGUUAUCUCUCAUUCACAAACUAGCGCACUGGUUCCUCAGCAAGCAUGGUCCAUCUUACAUUCACUUGUACUGACACUCUAGCACUUAGGUGAUUGUGAUAUGAAAGCCGUGCUAACUCUUUUUACAUGAUAAAAUCAUCCCAUGAUUUACCAGCCUGCAAUAAGGACUCAUUGUAACUGCGGGGGAUUCAGGAUUAAUAAGCUUUAGUAAUGGUUGUAAUAAGAGUUUAUCUUGCGUUGUGAAUAACUUUAGUGUUGCGCCAACUACUGUGAAGUAUGAGUGAGUGUGUCCCUUGAUGUGUGCGUGUAGUGACACUGUCUGUGAGAGCCACAAGUGGUGGACACACGGGGUGACGUCUCUCAGCCAUGCUGGGCUCUGCUGAUAAAGCUCACCUCACCUAUAUUGUACAUAUAAGAUUGAUCCUUACUAGCACAGGCACCAAGGCCCAGUAUGGCUGUCUCAGAAUACCACAUAUUCGUCUUUUAUGUAAUUAUAAGUUACAAUCACAUACACAAAUUAGUGUAUAUUAUUUUAUAAUGUAGAUAAGUAUUAUUAUUAUUAUUAUAUCAUCAUCAUCAU